This is a messenger RNA of Chrysoperla carnea, 551 nucleotides long. RefSeq names its product oligosaccharyltransferase complex subunit ostc-B. Lineage: Eukaryota; Metazoa; Arthropoda; Insecta; Neuroptera; Chrysopidae. The transcript is spliced from 3 exons. The record is from RefSeq and is a predicted model, not a curated record. The coding region runs from base 58 to 507 and encodes 149 amino acids. Gene Ontology annotation, cellular component: oligosaccharyltransferase complex.
AUCUAGAUUUUCUGAUACAUUUUUUAUCCACGUCCACCAUUGAUUUUUUUAAUUAAAAUGGAAACGUUAUACGCCAUACCGUUUUAUGUUUUAGAAGUACCAAAUUUAAAAAUACGUAGACCAUCAUGGUUUCAUCAACCAUCAGCAAUGACAAUGUUUGCUUUAGUAAUACUUUCAUACUUUUUGGUUACAGGAGGAAUAAUAUAUGAUGUUAUCAUAGAACCUCCAAGCGUUGGAUCCACAACUGAUGAACAUGGACAUUCACGACCGGUUGCAUUUAUGCCAUAUCGAGUGAAUGGGCAAUACAUUAUGGAAGGAUUAGCGUCCAGUUUUCUAUUUUCAAUGGGUGGUUUAGGAUAUGUAAUUCUGGAUCAAACACAUAGUCCAACUACACCGAAAUUAAAUAGAAUUUUAUUAAUUUCAGUUGGCUUCAUUUGUGUUAUUGUAUCAUUCUUUACAACGUGGGUGUUUAUGCGAAUGAAACUCCCUGGUUACUUACAAUCUUAAAUUUAUACAUUUUGUUGUAUGUAAAUUUUAUCUGUAUGUUUAAU